GUUUACGACAGUCUGUGAGCCCGUGUUCGUUUACGGCAGGCAGUGCAGCCAGGCACAUGUGUUUCCAGAGUCAACAGCGUGCUCAUUGAUCGUCCAGCCAACCGUAUUUAAGGUUCUCUGUCAUGUCAUUCCGCGGGGGUGGUGGUCGAGGAGGAGGUCGUGGCGGUGGUUUUAACAGAGGUGGUGGUCGUGGAGGAGGAUUUGGAGGGGGUCGAGGUGGCAGAGGAGGAUUUAACAGAAACCAAGACUAUGGCCCACCAGAAUAUGUUGUCGCUUUGGGAGAGUUUGUGCACCCCUGUGAGGAUGAUAUUGUCUGUAAAUGUGUGACAGAAGACAAUAAAGUCCCCUACUUCAACGCUCCUGUAUACCUGGAAAACAAAGAGCAAAUUGGAAAAGUGGACGAGAUCUUUGGGCAGCUUCGUGAUUUUUAUUUUUCAGUCAAACUUUCUGAAAAUAUGAAGGCAUCAUCCUUCAAGAAAUUACAGAAGUUCUACAUUGACCCUAUGAAGCUGCUGCCCCUCCAGAGAUUCCUCCCUAGGCCUCCAGGUGAGAAGGGGCCGCCCCGUGGAGGUAGAGGAGGAAGAGGUGGGAGAGGAGGUGGCUUCCGUGGAGGUCGUGGUGGCAAUGGUGGUGGCCGCGGAGGAUUUGGUGGUCGUGGAGGAUUUGGUGGACGCGGAGGAUUUGGUGGACGCGGAGGAGGAGGUGGGGGAGGAUUUGGCGGACGCGGAGGAGGUGGGGGAGGAUUCAGAGGAGGCAGAGGUGGAGGUGGAUUCAGAGGUGGAAGAUGAUGAAGGUCUCUCAGUAUGGGAUGUGUCCUUUCAUCUGCUGGGGAGACUUCCAGUGAGAAUCCAGAAGCAGCAUUUGGGGCCUAGUCUUUAGACUAUUAACUGAUGCCUCUCUUGUACAGCUGAACUUUUUACUUUGUUUUGUACCAUAUGUGUAUUUUCUGCAGUAGGUUUUUUUUGGUAUACCGAUAGGGCUGAUGUUUUAAGUUACCACAUGCCUGUGUAAAAAGAGGACGAGUGUCUCCCCAACCUUUACUGGUUGGUUAGCAUCCACCGACGGCUGGACCAGUAUAGACUUGUAUGACAUCAAGGUUAUGUAGUGUGACAAAAUGGUCAAACCAAAUCCACAGAUAAUAAAGUAAAACAUCUUUUCAUUGUUGGAUUAAAAAAGCUAUUUUAAUUUACAUAAUAGCAGUUUGUUUCAUUUGAACUGCAGAUGCCACCAUGGACUUGAAAAAUAAAAUUGAUGGUAUAUUUACUGUAA
Molecule: messenger RNA, 1269 nt
Organism: Carassius auratus (goldfish)
Lineage: Eukaryota; Metazoa; Chordata; Actinopteri; Cypriniformes; Cyprinidae
Gene: gar1
Product: GAR1 homolog, ribonucleoprotein
Exons: 7
Coding region: 123-788 (221 amino acids)
Biological process (GO): ribosome biogenesis; snoRNA guided rRNA pseudouridine synthesis
Cellular component (GO): box H/ACA snoRNP complex
Molecular function (GO): box H/ACA snoRNA binding
Source: RefSeq, a predicted model, not a curated record